Andrographis paniculata is the source of this 1188-nucleotide messenger RNA. RefSeq names its product protein ARV 2-like. Gene Ontology annotation, cellular component: cortical endoplasmic reticulum; Golgi apparatus. The coding region runs from base 191 to 952 and encodes 253 amino acids. Lineage: Eukaryota; Viridiplantae; Streptophyta; Magnoliopsida; Lamiales; Acanthaceae. The record is from RefSeq and is a predicted model, not a curated record. Gene Ontology annotation, biological process: sterol metabolic process; sphingolipid metabolic process; intracellular sterol transport. The transcript is spliced from 10 exons.
CCUGAACCGGUAACAAUCACCCUUGUUCUCAUUGGACCGCCGCUAUAGCCCGGUGAAGAAGACCAAACCCUACUCCUCCCUCCCGAUCUCGCAUCUACCGCCACCGGCUACGAAACCGCUACUCCGCCGGAAAGACAACGCCGGAGAAGGUCGCUCUCUCCUCUCACUCACCGGAGAAAAAAAGGCUAAAAUGGAGGAGAGUGGACGUACAACGAGCGAAGCGGAAGGUACAACCGCGGGCUUCCGAUGCGUGCAGUGUGGGUUUCCUAUUAAGACACUCUACAUUCAGUACUCUCCCGGAAAUAUUCGCCUCAUGAAAUGUGGAAAUUGCAAAGCAGUAGCAGAUGAGUACAUAGAGUGUGAACUGAUGAUUCUCAUGAUAGAUUUGAUUCUACACAAGCCAAAAGCAUAUCGGCAUUUGUUCUACAAUGUACUGGGUGAAGGGAGGGCCAAUUUUGAGAGCUUGCUGGGGAAAUCUAUUCUGGCAUACCUUGUUUUGGAGUUCUAUAGAAUGUGGGCUUUAAUCACGAAUGAAAUAGAAAGGCCGUUGAGUUUGAGUGCUGUAUCGUUUGUAAUGGAUUUUGGAAAGAUGCUAACCAUUGUCAUCAUUGGAAAUGCGGCUUUUCUCUGUAGCUUAUUGCUUGCUGCUAGGAAGUUUCUGAACGCCCCAACUGGAUUUCAUGGGUGGAAAUGGAUAUUGCUUGUAGUCCUUGUUUCAAGUUACUUCAAGAUCUUUCUUAUGGCCAUGAUGGUUUGGGAUUUUCCUUCCUCGGUCAUCUACAUCAUUGAUAUAUUUGUCAUGUCAUCCAAUAUUGUGGCUUUAAAAGUGGUCACCGACUCGGAUAUGGCGAGAUGCUUGGCAGUUUGUGUUAUAGCACAUGGCAUAAAGUUCCUAGCCGGUCAUUACAGUGCUGUUAUUCUCCAAACCAACGACAAAAUGUUGUGUCCGUGACUUGAGAGUAGAAGAACUUCGAUUUGGGAACAGUGUAGCAAGGAACUGAUGAUCGAUUUUUCAGGUAUAACUAGCCUUCUUCCUAGUUUGAUGAUAAACUGAAACUGUGAAUGCAUGAGAGUAUAUAAUGUCAUCUUUGUAGUGAUCCAAGAAUAUGUAUGAAUAUGCUUCUCUUCAUUCGUUCAAACCCCUCCACGUUGAUGAAUAUAUACAAGAAGGAUUGAUGGAUUGUUUCA